Molecule: messenger RNA, 2626 nt
Organism: Schistocerca gregaria
Lineage: Eukaryota; Metazoa; Arthropoda; Insecta; Orthoptera; Acrididae
Exons: 4
Coding region: 118-1512 (464 amino acids)
Biological process (GO): regulation of transcription by RNA polymerase II
Cellular component (GO): nucleus
Molecular function (GO): RNA polymerase II transcription regulatory region sequence-specific DNA binding; DNA-binding transcription factor activity, RNA polymerase II-specific
Source: RefSeq, a predicted model, not a curated record
AAGAUCGGAUAUUCGGGCCUCACUUAUUAAACAUUUGAACAGGUAGCAGCUAGUGACAGUCUGGCCUCGGCCAUUAUCUUAAUUUCACGAUUUCUCUUCUAAGUGAUAAAAUACAUUAUGCCUCAUUGUUUCUACAAAAGCGUGCGACAUCCACGCCGAGUGACGAAUAAUGAUUCUACAUAUGACUCACAAAACAGUAAAUCAUCAUCUGGUAAUGGACAGAAUGGGAGAAAGUCAAAGAACCACCAGAAUACCACAAGGAAAACUGAUGAGGCUCCUGACUGGUCAAAACUGCCAUUUGUGACAAGAUAUCACCUAGGUCAUUUUAGUAACAAAUGUGAUAAAGAUUGCUCUGAUUCACCUCCACUUAGCUUAGACGAAGAUAUUACCUCUGAAGAGGAAACAGGAAAUUAUAAUCAAAAAAAUGGGGGUGACAGAAAUUACAGUUUUCAAAAAGUAAUUUGUAAAACAGAUGCAACCAAAGUGUCUCCAGAUAAUGGCAAUGCUUCCCGAUCUGAGCGCACGAAGUAUGAUCUUCGAAAUGAACUUAAACUGAAAAGGAAGAUGACUUCUUCGCAUGUAAAGAAGUCACAUACAAGAAACUUAUUUAUCACAAAAAAAUUGCACACAGAUAGGCGACUAAAACCUGUUGAUCAAAAAUAUAAUCUAAAAGCUGAGUAUUGGUCUGUCAUUAAGCAGAACAUAGCUAACCAGAAAUGUAAAACUGAAGAAAUAUCAAAUACUGAGCAGGUAUCACUGAAAAAGCAGGAUGGAAAUACUGUACGGAUGCCUGCUGGAGGAACUCUCAAAUUUUUGCAACCAACUUAUGUUGUUGGCACAUCAUCAGCUGUACAGAGUAAUACUGGGGAUAAAUGUCAGGUAAUUGUAAAUAUGGCACAAAACUUCCAAAGUCAGUUUUUGUCUCCUACUUACAAACUAGCCAUGCAGCCUGAUGUGCACUCAUCACAGAUAACUAAUUUUCGGACAUUACCAGUAACAGUAGCAAAUGCAAUCGAAAAUACUCAGAAGAAUGAGAUCAGUAGAAAUAAACAAAAUUAUGUUCAUGGAAAGUCAUUGCAGACCAACUCCUACUAUGUUUCUGCACCAAGUUUUGAUCGAUCAGUGACUCAGCAAACAAAAUCCAAUCCAGAACCAAUGACAAAACGUAUUCCUCUGCAUGGAUGCCCAUACUGCGAGAAGAAAUUUGACCGACCAUGGGUUUUGAAAGGUCACCUGAGAUUGCACACGGGGGAACGGCCUUUUCAAUGCCCGAUGUGUGCAAAGAGAUUUGCUGAUAGAUCAAACUUGCGUGCUCAUCAGAGAACUGCAAAUCAUCAUGAAUGGGAAUGGCACUGUGCUGUCUGUAAUAAGGCAUUUUCCCAACGCCGCUAUAUGGAGCGACACCAGGAAGAAGCAUGUCGCAAGUAUAAGCAGAAUCAGAAUCGCAAUCCCUCCAGCACUCAGCUCCUUGCUGUUAGACAGGCUGUGAGCACUGAAGCUCUAUCUCAAUGAAGAGACACGUUUAGAGUAUGAAAAUUUGAGGGCAGGUAUUUUCCCAUGUAAGUGAUGGCUUAGAAGCGAAGGUCCUUAUCAACACAGAAGAAAAAAAUCAUAAUGUGUGUGGAAAAUGUGCUUGGUGACUUUAUACAAAAGAUUCCAACUAUAGAAGAUAACAAUGGUUAAGUGAAUCACACAGAUUCUCUAUUACCUAAAAAGUGAUUCUUGUUGUCCGUUAAUGAUGCAACUGGAGGUCGCUAGGGAGAUGUUAUUAUUAGAGUUCGUUGGCAUUUAUUACUCAGCAUGCUUAUUAGAAUAUUAUCUGCAUGAAUGAAUUUCCUCUUUGAAUGGUUUUGUAGCACUGGUAUUCAACCAUUUAAGCAUAUUAAAACACAUUAACAUGGCUGAAAGUCAUUAGUUCUGUAAAUUAUAAUGAGUACUUCCAGAAAGAAACAAACCUAUAAUACUGUUAUUACCUAGUGUCAGAUAGGUUACACAAAAUUAUUUUAUAAGAUGAUGUAACUCCCAACUGCGCAGCAUCAUGAGAGAGAGAGAGAGAGAGAGAGAGAGAGAGAGAGAGAGAGAGAGAGAGAGCAGCGAUUUGUGGUUGCUGUAUGUACUUUCUUUGUUCAAAUUCGAUAGCUGAACUGCAGUAGUCACCAAUGCACUCAUUAUAGGCUUGUCUGUAGAUCAGGGUAUCCUAAUACCACUGUUAACAUUCCAUUUAGGAUUUUCCAUUACUGUACUUAUAGGAUUAUGACAAUUGGAUUCUCUUCACCUUCAGUGAAAUGAGAUAUGUGAUGUGUUUAAUUGAUUGUUUGCUAUUUAAAAUGCAAAAAAUCUGAACAGGAUUGGCCUUUAAACCCAGGAACUUAUAUUUCACAAGAGCCACUUGAGCCUCCUUCAGUUUGUUACUAAUGAAUAUUCCCAGCCAUAAAUUAGAUACUAUAGGUCACGUUAGGAACGAGUCCUUUCAGGUAAAGAAAUACAUGUAGAAAGAGAAACAGUAGUGGCAAAAUAAUUGUAUACUACACUAACUGUAUAUUACUCAAAAGCUAUAUCUCAUUUAUACUUAUGCAUGCUAAAAUGAAUGCAGUAAAAUUAACAUUAAAACUGUUACUUAAAAAAA